Molecule: messenger RNA, 7451 nt
Organism: Mycena citricolor
Lineage: Eukaryota; Fungi; Basidiomycota; Agaricomycetes; Agaricales; Mycenaceae
Source: the annotation of a GenBank genome assembly
CUUCGUUUUCACACAAAUCCAUGUUUCUAUGACUGCUUGGGCUUCUUCACGAUGCAAGAAGCUCUUGCCGCGGAUACUGGGACAGAAUAGACGGAAUAAUUCGUCGUGCGCCGAUAUACACGCGUUCUCUGACUCUCUCCUGCUCCCGAAGACCAACUUCGCGCUGAGACCGAAUGUCUCUGAAAUCGAGUCGCGCGUCAGAGACAGGACCUGUUCAGACCUUUACAAAUGGCAGGUGGACCAAAAGCAGAGGCCAGAGUUCGUGCUGCAUGAUGGACCUCCAUAUGCGAAUGGGGAAUUACAUAUGGGCAAGUGCUUACUCAUUACAGGACAUGCAUUGAAUAAGAUAACUAAGGAUAUCAUCAAUCGUUUCCAACUAUUGCGAGGCUCUCGCAUCAGGUACAUUCCAGGAUGGGACUGUCACGGACUUCCCAUUGAGAAUAAGGCUCUGAUAGAACUCGGAGCAGAUUCGACCUCCCUCUCAACACUUGCGAUCCGGAAGGCAGCACGCAAAACAGCACUGCGAGAGAUUGAAGUCCAAAAGACUCAGUUCCAGAGACUAGGAAUAAUGGCGGAUUGGGGUGACGAAAAUACCUAUCGGACGAUCGACCAUUCUUAUCAGAUGCGGCAACUACGCAUCUUUCAAAGCAUGGUCGAAAACGAGUUGAUCUAUCGUCGAUACCGUCCUGUCUACUUCUCUCCGUCGUCCAGAUCAGCGUUGGCUGAGGCCGAACUUGUCUAUAAGGACGACCAUGUCUCUCAUUCCGUAUACGUGACCUUCAGGAUUGAUUCUCAGAGUUGUGCCAGACUCGCUGUGGACAGUGCUGAAUUGUUGGUUUGGACGACAACUCCAUGGACGCUGACGGCAAAUAUGGGCAUCGCCGUCAACCCGGAAUUGGCCUACGCUGUGGUCAAGCGCAUGGACGAGGGCCCCCUCCUGGUCAUUGCUAAGGAUCGUUUGGACGCCCUUUCGAAUGUCGUGGGUCAAGUCGAGAUUGUCAAAGAAAUUCAGGGCAUGCAGUUUCCCUCUAAAACUCCAUAUAUGACUGAGUUUUCGCUAGGAUCGGAAUUGGCCGGGAUAUCCUACAUGCCUAUAUUCUCGCCGGAUCUACCAGCGCUCCAAAUUAUCCCCGCCUCGCAUGUCACAGCAAGCUCAGGGACUGGCUUGGUCCAUUGCGCUCCUGCUCACGGUGCCGAGGACUACCAUUCAUUCCGAGAACUUGGGCUGUUGCGCGGUGAAUCAGAUAUCGUCUGUCAUGUGGGCAGCGCUGGAGAAUUCACCGCGCAAGUGAAAGAAGUUGUCGGUGCCGCCGGAGAUGCGCUGAUUGGUGAACCCGUUCUCGACGGUGGGUCACGGAAGGUCGUCGAGCUAUUGAGAGAAGCCGGUGCGCUCCUCAAGAUACAGCGGUAUAAGCAUCGUUAUCCCUACGAUUGGAGGACGGGUAUGCCAGUUAUCACGACAUCAACCUCGCAAUGGUUUGCAAAUCUGGAUGCCAUCAAGGAGGACUCGUUGCGAGCUUUGCAAGACGUUGAAUUUGUACCCGAAAUCUCUCGUUCCCGUUUGAUGGCUUUCAUCAACCUCCGUUCUGAAUGGUGCAUAUCUCGGCAACGUGUCUGGGGUGUGCCGAUUCCUGCUCUACACCAUAUGUCGACCGACAAGGCCGUUCUCGACUCGGCGACGUUGGAUCACAUCCUAUCCGUGCUGGAUAAAAAGGGCAUUGAAUACUGGUGGGAGGGUCCUGUUGAUGAGUUUGUUCCUCCAGCUUUGCAGGAAGACGGUGUGCCAGCCGCUCAGGUGUGGCGCAAGGGCACCGACACGAUGGACGUCUGGUUUGACAGCGGUGCUGCCUGGUCUAUGCUGCCUGUGCGGAAGGAAGGGUCGAUUCCUCGGGCGGACGUGUGCUUGGAAGGCUCGGACCAACACCGGGGCUGGUUCCAGAGUCAACUUCUGACAGCCAUAGCCUCGGCUCCAUCGGAGGAUAAGCGUGUCAGCCCAUACAGAACGCUCAUCACGCACGGCAUGGUUCUGGAUCAGCAUGGCAGGAAGAUGAGCAAGUCCCUUGGCAACGUCAUGAGCCCUAUGGCUGUCGUCAAAGGCGGUGUCAAUUUGAAGAAGGAGCCCGCGUAUGGUGCGGACGUCCUGCGGUUCUGGGUCGGAACUGUGGAUUACCGUAACGAUGUUGCUCUGGGUCCCACUGUCCUUGCGCAAGCCGCAGAGGCAGUGCGUAAGAUCCGCAACUCGGCCCGCUUCAUUUUGGGCAACAUCGGGAGUCUUGAAGACAGAGCUGGAAUGGACCGGGUUCGGAGGGAAGACCUUCCGUUAAUGGAGCGUUAUGUCAUGCACAAGCUGUAUCUCAUGGAGCAAACAGCUGUCGAGGGCUAUUCAGAGUACAAUUUUGCGAAAGUGGUGGCUACACUUACCGACUUUGCUAACGUCACUCUCUCAUCCCUCUACUUCGACAUCUCUAAAGACGGCCUGUACGCGAACGCCCUGAACAGCUUCGAGCGCUGUGCGACUGUCACGGUCCUGGAACAGGUCGAGUCUGAGUUUGUCCUGUCGACGAUGACUUACAUCAUGGCUCCUAUCGUUCCCCAUCUCGCCGAGGAGAUCCAUGAAGAGUUGACGGCAAACACGACGUCUGUAUUCAAGACCUGCUGGAGAUCCCUCACUCCAGACUGGUUAGACCCUGUGGCCGGCUCGGAGGUGGCCCAACUCUUGAAAUUAAGAAGUGAUGUUCUUGCUGCUCUCGAAAAGGCGCGAGGAGACAAGAAUAUCAAGAGCUCCCUCGAGGCUGAAGUAGAGAUCCUGAUUCCUGAAGACGCUCAACCUGCGGCUUUUCUAGAACUGCUGCGUCGGGAGGAGCCUUUCUUGAAGACACUUUUCAUCACUUCGGAUGCAAGCUUGGUCGAUGAAGGAUCUCUGGGUACUAGCACCCCAGACUGGGUUUAUCUCUCUGCUUUCAACAUUCCCGGUUCGGAUGAACAAUUGACGAUCCGUGUCCGGCCUGCACAGCUUGAGAAGUGCUCCCGAUGCUGGACAUUCACUCGACCCGCCGGCGAUGUGCUGUGUCCGAGAUGUUUAUCUGUCGUAAAAGUAGACGUCUAAAUUUAGAUAAUUUGUCGGAUUGAUCUCCAUCCCCUCUCCAACUAUUCUACCAUGGCCGCACACACCCAGGACCUCGAGUGGAGGGCCCAAAUAAGAGAGGAGUUCCACGCAGAGACUAUGCAUAACGUGCAACCUCCGAGGGACAUCUUACCCCGCCUUAGCCCCGAAAUCCGACAGUUCAUCGAAGCGGCAGGGGAGACCGAAGAGGACCUCGUGCAGCGGCCGGUGGUGAAGCCACCGCCCGUCGACGGCUCGUUCCCCCUCACUCACUACUUCAUCUCCUCGUCGCACAACACCUAUCUGCUGUCUCGCCAACUCAUCGGGCGUGCGUCUGCCUCGUGCUACGACCAUGUGCUGUCCCGCAACGCGCGCUGCGUCGAGAUCGACGUGUGGCCGUCGAAGAAGGGCCUCAUCGUCACGCACGGAUACACGUUCAGCAAGUCCGUGACGUUCGAGAGCGUGUGCAUCGCGAUCGGCGAAUCGAUCGCGGAGGACGACUGGCCUGUGAUGGUCAGCCUGGAGUGCCAUGUCGAUCCCAAGGGCCAGGAGGAGCUCGUGCACACGAUGAGGAAGACGUGGGGGCGCAAACUCGUUGAUAGGAAGCUCGAGCAUGUUGAGGACUCGGCGGCGGCGCCCAAGGAUUUCAUGGGACGCAUCCUACUUAUGGUAGAAUACUACGCCGCUCCGAUGCAAGGCACCGGUGCCACUGCCCAAGAGGAGGCUGAUUCGGGCCCCAAUUCUGAGGCCGAUGAAGCAGUAGAAGAAGACGGGGAGAUGAUCAUCAAGAUAGGCAAAGUCGAGAAAGAGAAGAUUUCUGCUGAACUGGCGGGACUCGGGUUCUAUGCUCGCAGCAUGAAGCCCUCCACGGGCUGGCUCACAGAGUUCAUCGAAGACCCCCUCCACGUCCUGAUCAACAUAUCCGAGUCGACGUGCGGGAAGCUGAUUCCGCACUCUGCCGCCGAACUCGUCGAGCACAGUCUAGUGCACAUGCGCAGGAUUUUCCCCAAGGGCACGCGGAUCGCGUCGGGCAAUAUGGACCCUCUCAAGUUCUGGCGCACAGGCGCCAACAUCGCCUCUCUGAACUGGCAGACUUACGACAGCGGGAUGCAGCUCAACGAAGCCAUGUUCGUUGGAACUCCCGGCUGGGUCGUCAAGCCCUCUCGCCUGAGGGGUUUCGAAACGGUCGAUGGCGGCCGCUACAGGCUGUCUGCGGAGAUUGUUGGGAUCAGCUCUCUGCCCCCUCCGAACAAACGCCAGGACAAGUCCUACUCCGCCUAUGUGUACGCCGAACUGCUCCACUCGCAGCAAGACCAGAAAUGGCAAAGCAAGACCGUCAAGACCGAGGAUGUCCCUGGCUCCGGGGCGGAUAUCAUGUGGAACGAGCGGUUCGAGAUGGAAUACGACGCCGAUGAAUUGGCUUUCCUGCGCCUCACUGUAUUCCAAAGUGAGUUUGGGCGCGACGACAAGAUUGUUGUUUUCUGUGCGCGGUUGGACCAAUUGCAACAGGGAUUGCGUCUCGUGCGUAUGUUCGAUUCGAAGGGCAAAAACUCGGGUGCCACGCUACUCGUCAACUUUUCAAUUUCCCGGGCGGAGUAGAUACGGACCGCUUGAGGAAGCAGGAUAUCUGCAUCUAUCUUAUCAUGAGACCAUAAUUCGACGGUCCGAUGCCGGUCCGGGUCAAUAAUCGGAAGCCCGGUCCGAUCAACUUCCUUUCCAGGCCGGUAUCCUGAUCCCUGAAAAACAUGACUCAUGAUGUUCCCAGUUCUGCAAGUGACCUGCAGCUACCCAGCUCACGUUCUUUUCUGCUUCUCCGCAUGAGUGCUGCUGCUGCUCCCUGCAGAGAACACGGAAGCCGCCAACGUACAUUACGCAUGAGGCAUGCCUUACUUUUGUUCGUAAGAUGCGAGCCUCUUUCGCCAAUCUGGGCUGAGAAUCUCUUUGUGUGAAACGCGCAUGGCCGGCCGCGGAUAGCCGAGGGACUAGAUCCGAAAACCCUCAAAACAAUCUGUGUUUUUUGGCAGAGCUUCUUCUGUUGUAGAGUAUUCUCCCCCUCUCCUCUCCUCCUCUCCUCCUCUCCCUUCCUCCUCCCCGCACCGCACCGCACGCACACCAUGGUCGCUGCAGGGCGACUGAUCUGGAUCUCCCUCCGGCCGCUGCUCAGGCUGAUCAUCACCGUCAGCUGCGGCUUCGCCAUCACGAAAGCGGACAUCUUCCCGGCCGUGGCCGCUCGCGGAGUCGGGCAAAUCCUGCUGGUGCGUUUUUGCGGGUUGUGGCAGCCCUGGGCUGGGAUGGGAUAGGACGGCGUUGGCUGAAGUCGCACGGCAGAACAUCACACUCCCGAGCCUCAUGUUCUCCAAGAUCGUUCCCGCGUUCACUUCGAGUAACAUCAACGCUCUGGGUCCCCUGGUCCUGGUCGCCGUGAUCUACGAGUCGAUGGGGAUGGUCAUGGCCUGGAUCAUCCGGUACUUUUUCUGGGUGCCCCAUCGCUUCCGGUGGGGCAUCCUCGUCGCAGGCGGCUGGGGGAACUACGGAGACAUCCCCACGGCGGUCGUUAUGAGCAUCACGGGCGCCGCCCCGUUCAAAGGCGCGGGCGAUCAGACGCUCAGCGUUGCGUACAUCUCCGGGUUCAUUUUGGUCUACAUGAUCACCUUUUUCCCCAUGGGCGGGAGCAGUAUGGUUGGGCUCGACUACAUCGGGCCCGACGUCGAAGACGACGAGAUCCGGGAGCAAGUGCGGCUGCGACGCCGAGCUAUUUUCUCUGGCGUCGUGCAUUGUCUGCCCAGAUCUCUGCGUCGCCGGCGUACAAUUCACGAAUUUGACGACUUAGUAGAGGAGAAGAAGCCCUCGGUCGAAGAUGGGAUCGCGCCUCAUGACACCCCGAUGACCUUGUCGAAGCACGUUUCGUUCGAGAGCGAGCAGCCCCGCGCCCACUCGGAGCACAACAUGAUGGCCCUGGCCUCGACCAUGGCUUCCCCGGCGCCCACUGUCACGGCAGUCGACACGGAUGUCCUGCCAACCAUCCACGAGCGACAAGACGCCCCGAAAGGACGGCCCAGCCCUCCUUCGUUCUACGCCAAGCACAAACCGCAUCUGCGGCAGUUCAUCAAGAAUCUGCUGAUGCCAGGCUCGGCUGCGAUUAUCAUUUCGUUCAUCAUCGCACUGGUGCCCGACCUCAAAGCGCUGUUCGUGCCCAACGUCCCGGGGACCCACAUCCCCAACGCACCCGACGACCAGCCGCCGCUGGCGUUCAUCCUCGAUGCCGCCACCUUCAUCGGCGCGGCGUCCGUCCCGAUCGGCCUGGUGAGCCUCGGGGCCGCCUUGGCGCGGCUGCGGAUCCCGGCGGGGGCGUGGAAGACGCUCCCGAGCGGCGCGAUCCUCGCGCUCGCGUUCUGCAAGAUGCUGCUGUCGCCGGUGCUGGGCGUGCUCAUCUGCAACGGACUGACGCGCGUCGGCGUCAUCUCGGCCAGCGACAAGGUGCUGCAGUUUGUGUGCAUAUUUUUCUCCUGUCUGCCCACGGCUACGACGCAAGUAUUUGUCACGCAGGUGGCCAGCGGCACGGGCAGUGCGGAGCCCCUUUCUGCGUUCCUCAUCCCGCAAUAUGCUCUCAUGCUCCCUGCUAUGACAGGCCUGAUUGCGUAUACGCUGCAGGCCUUGUUCUGAUUUUAUAGACUGUUCAACGCGAUUAGAUGGAGUGUAUUCAUAAUAGUACAAUUCAACGCGUUUAUGACACAGUCACUGGAGCAUUUUUGCGGCCAGUCUCUCCAAUCCGACCCCCAACGCCCCAAGGCCUAUGACGGCCCACAACCAGGUGUUCCUCCACUCGCCUAUCCUCGGCCAGAAGCUGUUCUUCUCGGCCUUGUACUUCUGCAGCUGUCUGUAUCUGACCGGGUUCUCCGUCGCGUAUUUUUCCGCGUAUGCCUCGCUCUGGCGGUCCCCACCCACGAGCCGGAGGAACGCGUAGUUGGCCAGCGGACCCAGCACCGCGAGCGGGCUCAGCAGCCGCGCGCUGUACAGCAGGACGGGGAACGACAAGUGGCACAGCGCAUCGCCGAGAUAGUUCGGGUGCCGGACGAUGCUCCACACGCCCCCGCGACACAGCUGCGACCUCCCGUAUCCGGGUUGCUGGUCCUGGUGCGCCGCGAGCUGCGCGUCCGCCAGCGUCUCGAGCGCGAAACCCGCGGAGAACAGGAACACCGCGAGCGCGCGGAAAUACCCCACGCUGCCGGCCGGCGCGCCGAGCACCACCGCCGCCUGCGGGCCGCGGAACGGCAGCACGAGCGGGAGCGAGACGAGCGUCUGCGCGAGCGCCUCGGGCAGGAACAGCGUGAACAGCGCGGCGUUCCAG